Messenger RNA from Acipenser ruthenus (sterlet), 3026 nucleotides. Its product is annotated as interferon regulatory factor 9-like. Gene Ontology annotation, biological process: immune system process; regulation of transcription by RNA polymerase II. The record is from RefSeq and is a predicted model, not a curated record. Bases 473 to 1852 code for a protein of 459 amino acids. Gene Ontology annotation, molecular function: DNA-binding transcription factor activity, RNA polymerase II-specific; RNA polymerase II cis-regulatory region sequence-specific DNA binding; protein binding. The transcript has 9 exons. Lineage: Eukaryota; Metazoa; Chordata; Actinopteri; Acipenseriformes; Acipenseridae. Gene Ontology annotation, cellular component: nucleus.
CACGUGAUUUCUCGGAAAAGGAGCGACUGGCCUUUACACUGGAGACGCGGAGAGACGGACAGACAGAGAGACAGAGACAGACAGAGAGACAGACAGAGACAGAGAGACAGAGAGACAGAGAGACAAAUCACUUUAUUUUGAAGGAAAGCAAGCCCUGCUUUUGUUGAGGUGUAGCCUACUAAAAAAUUACAGACAGCGUGAAUUCAUUUCUGCAAAAGUUUGUGAACGUUUUACCAAUUGUUUUUGUUUUGUUUUGGGGUUGGCAUGUAGCGAUUUAUUACUUAUUUUAAAGAAACCGUUCUGGAUACUGUGUUAUUAUUAUUAUUAUUAUUAUUAUUAUUAUUAUUAUUUUGUAGCGAGUGUCAUAUGAAAAUGCUUUUGUAAAACAAAGACCGGAUAGAUAAAUAUCUACCAUUUCAUACUUCAGCUGCGCUUCGAUAGUUAAGCUCUCUCAGGUCACGCGUGUGUUGCCAUGGCGAUGGGGCGGGCCCGUUCCUCUCGCAAGCUGAAGCAGUGGAUUGUGGAUCAGGUGAUGAGCGAGCAGUACCCCGGGCUGGUCUGGGACGACCCAAACAGAACCAUGUUCAGAAUCCCGUGGAAACAUGCAGGAAAACAGGACUUCAGAUCUGACGAGGACGCGGCCAUAUUCAAGGCCUGGGCGGUCUUCAAGGGGAAGCUGAGGGCGGGGGAUAAGGAAGACCCGCCCACCUGGAAGACUCGAUUCCGCUGUGCCCUGAACAAGAGCUCCGAAUUCGAGGAGGUCCCGGGACGGUCCCAGCUGGACAUCUCAGAACCGUACAAAGUCUAUCGGAUUGUGCCUCUGUCAGAACAGGGCAAAGACACUGGGGCAGUGCGCCUGGGCUCUAGAGGGAGAGAGAGAGAGAGGGGGAUGAAGAGGAGGAGAGUGAAGAGCGAGUCAGACAGGGAGGAGGAGGAAGAGGAGGAGGAGGAGGAGGAGGAGGAGGAGAGGAGGACGGGAGGAGAAGGGAAGAAAAUAAACAGUCCAGCUGUCGUGGUGGAGCCCAUUACACUGCAGGUGGAGUCAGUCAGCGACACAACACAACAGCACUCACCUAUCAAUGAGAUCCAGCUGAACUUCACCAUUGAGACGACCCCCCCCGCCUCCCUCCCCAGCACAGGUGAGAGACAAAGACACACUGAGAGACAGAGAGACACAGAGACAGAGACAGAGAGACGCAGCACCCCCACACUCAGUGCAGCUCUCCCAUCAAUGCUGAUCACCAUCUUCUACUCGGGUCUGGAGGUGUCCCAGAGGAGGAUCAUGGGUAAGGACGUGAAGAUUGCGUCCCGCCUCCCAUCCAGAAACCCUGCCCCUGGCCCCGCCUCCUCCGUGGAGAAGGUGUGGUUUCCCUCGGCGGCCAGCCUCUCGAACCCGGUCAGGAGCCAGGCUCUCUCCAGGCUCCUGCCCUUCCUGGAGCGAGGGGUCCUGCUGGCCUGCAACCCCCAAGGGCUCUUCAUUCAGAGGCUGUGCCAGGGCAGAGUGUUCUGGAGCGGGCCUGGGGCACCCCACCACGACCGGCCAAACAAACUGGACAGGCAGGAGUCGCUGGUGCAGCUGUUCGACGCGAAGCACUUCAACCACGAGCUGGAGGUGUACCGCAUGUCGGGGGGCCAGCCGCCCCAGUUCAAAGUGACCCUCUGUUUCGGAGAAGAAUUCCCCGACAACGACCCUGUGACUGACAAACUCAUCACAGUACAGGUGGAGCUACCGCGGGCUCGACAGCAGCUGGAGGAAGUGACAUCGUUCCGAGAGUCCGUGGCCCUCCUCCAAGACCUAGCCAGCCAGUCGCCGCUAGGGGAGGUGACCCUUAACCUCUACGGAAUUUCCUAAGAAGCCCCCCACCCCCACCCCCUCCCUCCCCCUCCCCCUCCCCCUCCCCCUCCCCCUCCCCCUCCCCCUCCCCUCCCUCUGUGUGUGUGUUACUUGCACUGGAUACCCGCCCCUCUUGCGAAGCAUGUCAGUCAACCGGGGAGGCAGCAGCUGAUUGGCUAAGGAAAGAAAAGAGGGUGGGGGCUAAAGCAAUAAGUAACUACACACGCUGAUAGGAAACAUCACUAAAAUGGUUAAACACAUCAAGCUAACGACAGUUGAUAAUCAGUGCCAAUGGAGUCAAUGGUCACUGAUAAUGUGUGAGGGUUGGGAGCUGUGUGGAGUGAAUGGUCACUGAUAAUGUGUGACGGUUGAGAGCCGUGUGGAGUGAAUGGUCACUGAUAAUGUGUGAGGGUUGGGAGCUGUGUGGAGUGAAUGGUCACUGAUAAUGUGUGACGGUUGAGAGCCGUGUGGAGUGAAUGGUCACUGAUAAUGUGUGAUAUAUUGAUAUGUCAGGUAUAUUGCAGUAAAUUGAGCGUUCUGUGAUAAAGUGAUGAAUGUCAAUUUAAUUGUAGCUACGAGACCCAAAACACCACUAAACUUAACUUUGAUGCACACUUUUUUUUUUCAUAUGCACAUUUAAAAUGUUUGUUGAUCUUCAAAACACUUAUUCACUUUCAAGUUUGUAUAUUUUACAUCUUAAAUUACAGAUUCUGUAGCGAGUCCCCUUAAAAUCUCUAUAGCUUUAUAUAUUGUAUAGCAAAAAGACACACGAGUUUCAAUAGCUAUAGUUCUAUAUAUUACAGUUAGGAUUCAUUUCUAUAUAAAUAUAUACACAAAAAAACAGGAUUUUUAAAUUGUUAAACUGAAGGAAAUCAACGUGUGAUUUGAGCACUAAAACGUCUCUAAAUGUGUUGAUUGAAUUAUCUCGAGGCAGCAAUGCAAAAAUAGCUUUUUAACAAAUUAAAUAACUACCAUCAUCAAUAUUUAUUUUUUAUAUUAAUAGUUUUUUUUUGUUUUUUUUUUAAAUCUCCUUCUCCCGAGCAGAUCAUGAAUACUGACUAUAUUACUAAUUAACAGGGUAUAUAACAGCAACUUUUAAACACUGAUAACUGAAAUAUAAUUUUAAAAAAUUAAAAAAGCGAUCUUGGAUAAAACACACACGCACACGUUUAUUUAAGAUGCUUUUUUUUUU